AUGCUUAUCUGGGCACUGCUGACCCUUAGCCUGUCGCUUAUGGUGAAAAUAGGCCCUGGCGAAACCCGCUGUUUUAGAGAUCAGGUGAAGAAAGACGAUCGCCUCUCCAUCAACGUGCAUGUCUCUGGGGGAAACCGUCUCUCCUUUACUCUCCGGGCCCCGAACCAAGGGAUCCUUAAGCAAGAUGCGUUAGUAAAAAGUUGGAGUUAUGCGCUUUCGAAGACAGAGGCAGGCCACUACGAAUUCUGCGCCUCUUCUCCUAGCAAUAACAAGCCUGCAAACAUGACUCUCUUCUGGCUAUCGCAGCCCAAUGAGCCGACAGACACACCCUCUGGCAUACCAGGGAUCCUCAAUCAGACGUCAGGGGUGGUAAAGCACCUGGUUGCAAACCAACGAUUUACACAAACAGCCGAAAAUUCUCACAAGCAGCUGAUCAGUUCUCUCUCCGGCAGCCUCUCGUUUUGGAUGGCGGCUAAGAUUGUUGUCGUUGCCACGUGCAUCGCGUACCAGAUGGUCGUAACCAAAAAACACUUUUCCAAACGCAGGACCGCGGUUUAA
Giardia duodenalis is the source of this 558-nucleotide messenger RNA. Its product is annotated as Transmembrane emp24 domain-containing protein. Bases 1 to 558 code for a protein of 185 amino acids. The transcript has a single exon. Lineage: Eukaryota; Fornicata; Diplomonadida; Hexamitidae. The record is from RefSeq and is a predicted model, not a curated record.